AUGGAGAGAAAGCCUCUCGAAGUUGAGUCCACCGAUCACCAGAAACCUUCCUCCGCCGUGUACGAUGGCUCUGUUACGGCGGUUGAUUCUGUUGAGGAGACUAAAGUCGUUUAUAGAGGCUGGAAAGUCAUGCCUUUCAUCAUUGGAAAUGAGACAUUUGAGAAGCUUGGGAUCAUUGGAACACUAUCAAACCUUCUGGUUUACUUAACCGCUGUCUUCAACAUGAAGAGUAUCACAGCUGCAACAAUCAUCAACGCCUUUAGUGGAACAAUCAACUUCGGAACCUUCGUUGCUGCUUUCCUCUGCGACACUUACUUUGGUCGUUACAAGACACUAACCGUCGCGGUCAUCGCAUGUUUUCUUGGAUCAUUUGUGAUACUAUUAACUGCUGCAGUACCACAACUACAUCCAGCUCCAUGUGGAACAGCCCUCACAUGUACAGGACCAAGUGGUGGCCAGAUAGCCUUUCUACUAAUGGGUCUUGGCUUUCUUGUAGUGGGAGCAGGUGGGAUCAGACCAUGUAAUCUUGCUUUUGGUGCUGAUCAGUUUAACCCCAAGAGUGAGUCAGGGAAGAGAGGGAUUGAUAGUUUCUUCAACUGGUACUUCUUCACCUUCACGUUCGCGCAGAUCUUGUCAUUGACACUAGUUGUCUACAUCCAAUCUAAUGUUAGUUGGACCAUUGGUUUAACCAUCCCGGUCGUGUUAAUGUUCUUGGCCUGUGUGAUCUUCUUUGCGGGUGAUAAGUUGUAUGUCAAGAUCAAAGCCUCAGGUAGUCCAUUGGCUGGUAUAGCUCAGGUUAUAACGGUUGCUAUCAAGAAACGUGGUUUAAAGCAUGUGAAGCAGCCUUGGCUUAACCUUUACAACUACUACCCAACAAACUAUGCAAACUCUAAGCUCAAGUACACCGACCAGUUCAGGUUUCUUGAUAAGGCAGCAAUCUUGGCUCCAGAAGACAAGUUGGAAGUUGAUGGUAAGCCAACUGAUCCAUGGGAGCUAUGUACAAUGCAACAAGUUGAAGAAGUGAAGUGCAUUGUGAGAGUGCUUCCUAUAUGGUUUGCUUCAUCUAUCUACUACUUGACCAUCACGCAACAAAUGACUUAUCCUGUCUUCCAAGCCCUCCAGAGCGAUCGUCGCUUAGGUUCAGGAGGAUUUGUGAUUCCUGCAGCCACCUAUGUGGUCUUCUUGAUGACAGGAAUGACUGUUUUCAUCAUAAUCUACGACCGUGUCCUCGUGCCUACCUUGAGAAGAAUCACCGGUGUAGACACUGGAAUCACUCUCUUACAGAGAAUAGGAACUGGUAUCUUCUUUGCAUUUUUGAGCUUGAUAGUGUCUGGUUUUGUUGAGGAAAGGAGGAGAACCUUUGCUCUGACUAAACCAACACUCGGUAUGGCGCCAAGGAAGGGAGAAAUCUCAUCAAUGUCAGCUAUGUGGCUUAUACCGCAGCUCACAUUGGCUGGUAUAGCUGAGGCGUUUGGAGCCAUUGGACAGAUGGAGUUUUACUACAAGCAGUUCCCUGAGAACAUGAGGAGUUUCGCUGGUUCAAUCUUCUAUGUCGGAGGAGGAGUUUCGAGUUAUCUUGGUAGCUUCUUGAUUGCAACGGUUCACAGGACGACGCAGAACUCUGCUGGUGCUGAGGCGUUUGGAGCCAUUGGACAGAUGGAGUUUUACUACAAGCAGUUCCCUGAGAACAUGAGGAGUUUCGCUGGUUCAAUCUUCUAUGUCGGAGGAGGAGUUUCGAGUUAUCUUGGUAGCUUCUUGAUUGCAACGGUUCACAGGACGACGCAGAACUCUGCUGGUGGUAAUUGGUUAGCUGAAGAUUUGAACAAAGGAAGAUUGGAUAAAUUUUACUUCAUGAUCGCUGGAAUCUUGGCUGUUAAUUUUGCCUAUUUCUUGGUGAUGUCAAGAUGGUAUAGGUACAAAGGAAGUGAUGAUGAAGUGACUAGUUAUGAAACCAAUGGUGAUAUGAUCAAACAACAAGACAAGGAUAAAGUCUAA
Eruca vesicaria subsp. sativa (arugula) is the source of this 1995-nucleotide messenger RNA. Lineage: Eukaryota; Viridiplantae; Streptophyta; Magnoliopsida; Brassicales; Brassicaceae. The record is from the annotation of a GenBank genome assembly.